GGAGCAGACUGCUGAGCUCUCGGUGUAACACUAGAUCCUGGCAGAGGAUCCGGGAUACUGAGGAAAACUGCAAUUCACCUCUGCAUUGCCCUACUGCAACAUCCACUGAAGUCUGCAGAGGAGCUCCGCUAAACUUCUCCUUCCCUGUCCUCAUCCCACCCAGGACAGACAGACGGGCACAGCCAGGACACCGGGGACACAGAGACAAGGAUUCUUCCACCAUCCUUCAUCAUCUGCAUUCUGCACUGCAUAGGACAAUAUGAAGUCAAGUCUACUUUUCCUUGUGCUUACCAUGGCACUGAGCUCCUCCGCUUUAAUCCCAGAAGUAGAAGGCAUGUCAAAAGAUUACAAGAGCUUAAGAGUGAGGAUUGGAAACUCUUCAACGAAAGCUGUGUUGUCGGGCACGUUGACCAUCCCUUGCCACAUCACGUACCAGUCACCAGCGGAAGAGGUGACUGUGGGCCGCCGGGCUGUGCUGGCCACACCUCGGGUAAAAUGGACCUUCAUUUCCAAUGAUAAAGAAGUCGAAAUAUUGGUGGCUCGGGGCCACAAGGUCAAGAUCAAUGAGGCUUACAGACUACGGGCCUCUCUCCCACACUACACGACGUCAGCGUAUGACGUCACACUGGUCCUCAAAGAGCUGAUAAGCAACGAUUCGGGGAUUUACAAGUGCCAUGUCCAGCAUGGCAUUGAAGAUGACCAUGGCAUGUUGGAGGUGAAGGUCAAAGGUGCUGUGUUCCUGUAUCGAGAAGGAAUCUCACGUUACACUUAUACUUUCCCCAUGGCCCAGGAAGCCUGCAAUAGGAUUAAGGCGCACAUAGCCACAGCAGACCAACUUUUGGCCGCCUACCAUGGUGGAUAUGAACAGUGUGAUGCCGGCUGGAUCGCUGACCAAACUGUCAGGUAUCCUAUCCAGACCCCCCGGGAAGGUUGCUAUGGAGAUAUGGAUGGAUUCCCUGGAGUGAGGAACUACGGAGUCUCGGACCCAGAUGACAUGUAUGAUGUCUACUGCUACGUGGAAGAACUUAAUGGUGAGGUUGUUCUAGGUUCUACACCAAACAAAUUCACUCUAAGUGAAGCCAGAGACUAUUGCAGAACAUUGGGAGCUGAAAUGGCAAACACUGGCCAACUCUAUGCUGCAUGGAAUGAAGGGGUUGACCAGUGCAAUCCCGGCUGGCUUGCUGAUGGAAGUGUCCGGUAUCCCAUUGUCACACCAAGUGAAAAGUGUGGAGGGAACUCACCGGGAGUCAAGACUAUCUUUCAGUUCCGCAACCAGACAGGCUUUCCAGACCCUCAGGCCAGAUAUGAUGUCUACUGUUUUAGAGGUGAAGGCCCUGUUCAAACAGAAGACCAUGGUGAGAGCCCUUCACCUCCAGCUGAGCGAGUCAAAGGAGUCAUUACAGUUACCGAAAGCUUUAAAGAGCUGAAGUUGCCAGAAGCGAAAGCUGAGAAUGAAGCUCAAGGUUUUGUAGAUACCAUCCCACUGAACAAGACUGAAGCAACUAAGCUUGCAGAUGUAGAGAUCCUUUCGACCGUCAAAGACCUGCAAGAGUUACCACCACAGCCUACAGCUCUAGUUGAUGAAAACGUCAAUGGUGAUGAAGACCUUUCUCCUGGCGUUGCAAGCUUUCCUCCCUAUGAAGACCAUUCUGAUGACAGUGAAGAGUCUACAACAAUGGAUUACAAAACCACAGCUAUUUUCAGACAUUCUCAAGGGGAUACACCUGGCUUUGUUGCAGAGUCCACCCAAGCAACAAUGGAAGGAGAAGCUCUGCCCACUGCAGGUGACUCCAUCUUAGAUGUAUCAUUUGUGAAUGUACUUGCAGAGAAUGAUUAUGACAACUUUACUGACUCGACACAGGAACUUGGAGUUACUGUGUCAGAAUCAGCAAGCCACAUUCCAAAUGCCGGAUCCCCCAACCCAACACAAUUUUCAAACACAGAACAUGUUUCGGAUGUACUCACUCAGGAAAGAACCAGUCAAGGAAAUACCUUUACCAUGACAAUAGCAGAUACCAAUUUUAGUCACAUUGUCCCAACUAUAGCUUCCUCUAUUUUAGACAGUGAUGUAGAGUAUAGCGGAGAUGAUAAACCAUUACCAAGCGUGAUUGUUGAUAAUGAGCCCCCUAACUCUUCCCUAGACACCCCAGUCACUCAACCAAUAUCCACUAGUCAUCCACCUCAAGAUUAUUUUGAGGCAUCUGGACAUGCCAAUCAGUUGACCCUUACAGGAGAACCACAUAGUCUGAAAAGUUUGGUGGAGGAACUGGCCUCUGGAGACCAUGCGAGUGGGACACCAGAUCAUACAAAAAGCUCACAGAUAUUUGAAUCAAGCCUUGUCCUUACAACACCUCUGUCAUUUUCUUCUGGGCCUCAAAAUUUGAGUAGCCCUGAAUUAUCUUGGGAAGAAGGAAGUGGAGAAGUUCCAGAUUCUACAUGGCUUACCUUAGGUGGUGCUUCAAUUUCAGAUGUCAAUAAUACUCAAAAACUAGAAAGAAACGAAGAUGAACCUCAAGAAUUUCUAAACAAUGUGGCAAAUACGACUAUACCUUCUGGACAGAAUUUAUAUGAGGAUGACGAAUCAUCAACAGCCCAAAUUUCCCACCUGAUAAGCCCUAAUGUGUCUCCUGGUCCAUCUACCAUUAACGGUGUUGGUGUAGACCAAUUUGUUCAAGAGAAAACCCCUUUUCCAACAUCUUUAAUGGGAACAGUAGAGAGUCACCUAGAUCUAGUCUCUCCUGCUCAUAUAGGUUUCACUCCACCACCCAACAGUCACAGGAAUUCCACAAGACUGUUUUUGGAGAAGAUCUUUCCACCAACCAUGACUUCCCCGAAUCCUACCGGUCCCUUGCCCGCUGUCCCAACAGAAAAAGCCAUUGUUGGAUCCUCAGUGAACUUUUCAGAUGUCUGCUUCCCCAACCCCUGUGAGAACGGAGGCACCUGCAUUGAGGAAGACGAUGACGACUUCCAUUGUUUGUGUUUGCCAGGCUAUUUUGGAAAAGCCUGUGAAAUAAAUGUAGAAAAGUGUCCAGAUGAGUGGGACUCAUUCCAGGGAUUCUGCUACAAGCAUUUCUAUGACCGGAAAAGCUGGGAGGAGGCAGAAACCCACUGCAGAGACUUCGGAGGCCAUCUUGUCAGCAUCAUAACCCCGGAGGAGCAAGACUUUGUGAACAACCAGUACAAAGACUACCAAUGGACGGGUCUGAAUGACCGCACCAUAGAGGGCGAUUUCCAGUGGUCAGAUGGGAAUACUGUGCUCUUUGAAAACUGGAAUAAAGGGCAGCCUGACAGCUACUUCCUCUCUGGUGAGGACUGUGUGGUGACAGGGUGGCAUGAUAAUGGCCAAUGGAGUGAUGUGCCGUGCAACUACCACCUCCCGUCCACCUGCAAAAUGGGUCUGGUGACCUGUGGACCUCCCCCUGAGGUGGCCAAUGCAUCUACAUAUGGCCGACCCAAAACCCGAUACCAGAUCAACUCUGUGAUAGGAUAUCGCUGCGACGAUGGUUUCCUUCAGCGCAAUUCUCCAGUCAUUAGGUGCCAGUCAGAUGGAGUGUGGGAAGAACCCCAGAUAAACUGUCUAUCGUCUCUCCAAUGAUGUGACCUCUUUUGGGGAUCCCUUUGCCUCUCUGUUAGGAAUUGUUACCCUGGUAGCCAAUUGGACGUGACGUUACCCCAGGCCCUGUUGCUGCAGGAAAGGCAGGCCUUGUUCAACCAGAAAUGUUUUAUGUGCAUUUGACUAAGACCACUCUCAUCCACACCACAAGUACCUUCAACCCUUUCACUGAAAGGCCAUGGCAAGUCAAUCAAUGAAGAAGACGUGAUACAUCGUGCCUAUUGAUACCAGCACUUAUUUAAACUGGUUCUUGGAUAAUGAGGAUAGAAAAUUAUUGUGAAUAUUGCUAGAGACAUUAAAGCUGGGCCUCAAAUGAUUGCUACAA
Molecule: messenger RNA, 3938 nt
Organism: Rana temporaria (common frog)
Lineage: Eukaryota; Metazoa; Chordata; Amphibia; Anura; Ranidae
Gene: BCAN
Product: brevican
Exons: 14
Coding region: 260-3595 (1111 amino acids)
Biological process (GO): cell adhesion
Molecular function (GO): hyaluronic acid binding; calcium ion binding
Source: RefSeq, a predicted model, not a curated record